CAACCACUCCUCCUCCUCCGCCGGCCGGAGCUGCGGCACCAUCAUGCAGAGCCCCGCAGGAGGCGCUCUCUGCCGCCCUAUCGUGUCCCCUUGCUGCAGUGCCCCAAUGUCUGUCCCUGGAGGCAGGAGGCCGUCUAUUGGUUCGCGUAGGCGAGCUUCGCCUCCUGCCUCUAUGAGGGACCCGUAUGGAACAUCCUCUCUUAGCAGUAGCACCUCCGGCUCCUACAAAGGAAGUGAUAGCAGUCCUUCUUCCAGGCGGUCAAAUAAAUACAGUCUAUGCAGUGAGAACCAUGGAAUAAAGCCCCCCACCCCAGAACAAUAUCUCACCCCCCUGCAGCAGAAAGAGGUCUGCAUCCGCCACCUGAGGGCGAGACUGAGGGACAUGCAGGAGGCAAUACAUGACAGAGACUCGGAGGUCGAUGAGCUGCGCUCCCAGCUGAGCCGGAUGCAAGAGGACUGGAUAGAGGAAGAGUGCCAUCGGGUGGAAGCGCAGUUGGCGCUGAAGGCGGCACAGAGGGAAAUCCAGCAGCUCCGGGAGGUCAUGGACGAUGUCCGGGGAAGGCUAGGAGAAAACGAAACGGGGGUCCAGAAGUAUUUUGCCGACAUCACGUUGCAGAACCGUAAGCUGGAAAGUCUUCUGCAGAACAUGGAGUUGGCGCAGGAUGGAGUGCCGUGUGGGGCAGAAGGUGGAGGUUCCGCCGGGGACUCGCCUGCCCGCUCUCUCACCCGCAGCUCUACCUACACCAAACUCAGCGAGCCUCCCGUGGGAGAUCGCCACUCUCAGGACACUGGGGAUAGCGGGUACGCGGACAGCAGCGCUGUCUCUUCUGGCACAGAGUUCUACCUUGGCGAGGGACCUUUGUGUCUCAGUGUGCCACCACCUCCGCUGUGUGCUGAGGCUGCUGUUCAGGCCAGCAGCAUGAGUGACUGUGCUGUUCAGACGGACGAAGCUGCGGGCACCCCUGAGCCAGACGCAAUCCUAGAGAAGCUCCUGCAGUCACAGAUGGCUGGCACCCCUACGUCCCAGGACCCCAAAGAGCCAGAAGCCUCCAAUCCUGACUCAAGCUGUGUAGUGCUGGUCACUGACGGAGCCUCUGGGGCUGAAAGCGGGGAGGCAGAGGUCCCUGAUGCACCGCUUACUUACUGGAGUCGUCACUUUGUAGUGGACUUAUUGGCUGUGCUGAUCCCUGUGGUACCCACGGUGGCCUGGUUAUGCCGCGCGGAGAGGCGCCAAGGACAGCCAGUGUAUAACAUCAGCUCCCUGAUGCGCGGCUGCUGUACAGUCGCUUUGCACUCCAUUCGCAGGAUCAGCUGCCGCCCAGUCAGUGCCUCCACAAGCCAGCCCUAACUCUGGCUGCCCCCCCCCCCCCCGCGCACCCUAAACCUUCGCACUUUGAUGACUCUGCCGCCCCCUUUGUAGAUGCAAAGAUUGUCUGUGAACUGGAGGGGUAGAAGGAAGACCUAUUUUGCAGAGGAUAAUCAGUGAUCAGACUUUAUGGAAUGUAUCUGAGUAAAAAUGAAAACAGCAAGCAUCCUAAGAUGAAGAGUCCAGUGUUGACUGAGGGGGACUUUGACUGUCACGGUUGAGGGGGGGGCUAUUGGGUUAAUUUACUCAGAUGCCAGUCCACAUAGUUCAUAUUGUGCGAUUGGUUGUGUCCAGACACGGGAGAUGUGUAUGUACCCCAUGUCACCUGACCACCUACACCUGUCUGUGUCUCUAGAGUGUAAACUAUCCUAUAUGUCACAUGUACACACACAUGCCAUGCCACCUACUGUCAUGUGUGCAGUUCCUGUGCCCGUGUAUGCUUGCACACCGCAGUAUCUGGUGGGGAGCUAAGGGAGCAAUGCAUUGCCAUUGAAUGUAUUCUGUACAUAUAUGUUGUGUGCGUGGACCAGUGCUGUGUAUAUGUAGACGGGUGCAUGCCACGUGCUGGACUGCACUGGUUCGAGGCCCGACUAAUGCCACCUUGAUGGUUCUUGUCCCUUGCUCUUACCCAUUCCCUAGCAAUUUAUUAUUGAAUUUGAGGGUCCCCCCCCCCCCCUUUUUUUUUUUCUUCCUUGCUUCUGUUGGACAUUUGUCCCCAGGUGUGACCUUGCCAUGUGUGCCCCUGCCAUGUGUGCCCCAGACCCCAUUGUGCUUGUAGAUGACAUCAGACAGAUAUUUUAUUGCAUACCUCUGUACCAUGGAGUGCAUGUAGGCCCAACCACACUCCUACCUCCCCUUUAUUGUGUUACUUUCUCCAUGUUGUAUCAUUAUUUAGGGGCCAGCGCACACACCUGCUAAAACAUUCCUAAAUCUAUUUGCCAAAGUUUAAGCUGAGAGGUGGAAUACUAAAAUACAUCUUUCCUUGCAUUUGGCUGACUUCCUGUCAGUAAUCAGUAUUGAAGUUGGUCAGUUUAUGCAAUCGGCUUAUUAUGACUGAUCCCAUAGAGCAGGGGUCUCCAAACUGUGUAAAGCAAAAGGG
Molecule: messenger RNA, 2465 nt
Organism: Rana temporaria (common frog)
Lineage: Eukaryota; Metazoa; Chordata; Amphibia; Anura; Ranidae
Gene: SNPH
Product: syntaphilin
Exons: 5
Coding region: 44-1348 (434 amino acids)
Biological process (GO): neuron differentiation
Cellular component (GO): cytoplasmic microtubule; mitochondrion
Source: RefSeq, a predicted model, not a curated record